Amaranthus tricolor (Joseph's coat) is the source of this 3452-nucleotide messenger RNA. Its product is annotated as polyribonucleotide nucleotidyltransferase 2, mitochondrial. Lineage: Eukaryota; Viridiplantae; Streptophyta; Magnoliopsida; Caryophyllales; Amaranthaceae. Gene Ontology annotation, cellular component: mitochondrion; chloroplast stroma; cytosol. Gene Ontology annotation, biological process: mitochondrial RNA 3'-end processing; mitochondrial mRNA catabolic process. Gene Ontology annotation, molecular function: RNA binding; 3'-5'-RNA exonuclease activity; polyribonucleotide nucleotidyltransferase activity. The transcript is spliced from 16 exons. The record is from RefSeq and is a predicted model, not a curated record. The coding region runs from base 58 to 2940 and encodes 960 amino acids.
UAAACCCUUAAACCCUAAACCCCUGAAGUAAGUUCCCUCCUAAAACCCUCCACAUCCAUGGCCACCAAAGCUUGGAAUCAUCUUCUAACUUCUCUGCCACGGGUUUUCACCAGAAGAAGAUGUACAAUUCGUUCAUUUUGUAGCAGCCGACCUUCUGUCGAAUCCUCGACAAAGCUCCUUGAAACUUUCAAGGAGGAGUUCGAGAUUGGAAACAGCUUAAUUUCUUUCGAAACUGGUAAAAUUGCUCGCUUUGCUAAUGGCGCUGUUGUUAUGGCCAUGGACGAGACCAGAGUUCUUUCUACUGUUGCUUCUGCUAAAACGGAUGCUCCUCGUGAUUUCCUACCUCUCACUGUUGAUUACCAGGAGAAGCAAUAUGCUAAAGGUGUUAUUCCGAAUACUUUUAUGCGGAGAGAAGGUGCUCCUAAAGAACGUGAACUUUUGUGUGGUCGUUUAAUUGAUAGACCUAUUAGACCAUUGUUUCCUUCUGGUUUUUAUCAUGAAGUACAGGUAAUGGCAAAUGUUCUUUCCUCUGAUGGAAAACAAGAUCCUGAUGUCAUGGCAGCUAAUGCUACAUCUGCUGCACUAAUGUUAUCCGAUAUACCUUGGGGCGGCCCUAUUGGAAUGAUACGUAUCGGGAGGAUUGAUGGCCAAUUUAUCGUUAAUCCUACCAUGGAUGAGCUCAGCUUGAGUGAUCUUAACUUGGUAUAUGCUUGCACAAAGGAUAAAACCAUGAUGAUAGAUGUGCAAGCUCGUGAGAUAUCUGAAAAAGAUUUGAAGGUUGCCUUGAGGCUUGCACAUCCUGAGGCCGUUAAGUAUCUUGAUCCUCAAAUACGCUUGGCUUCUAAAGUUGGAAAACAAAAGAAGGAAUACAAAUUAUCUAUGAUGCCAGGAAGUACUAUGGAGAAGAUUAGAAACUUGUCUGAAUCCCGAAUUGAAGCAGUGUUUUCGGAUCCAACAUAUGGCAAGUUUGAACGUGGAGAGGCAUUAGACAUGAUUACUCGAGAUGUAAAGAAGGUCUUUGAAGAAGAUUGUGAUGAAGAAAGCUUAUCUAGUCUAUCCAAAGCAGUAGAUACUGUGAGGAAGCAGAUUGUUCGUCGAAGGAUUCUUCAAAAAGGUGCAAGGGUAGAUGGACGAAGCCUUGAUGAAGUGAGGCCCGUAUAUUGUGAAGCAGGCAACCUACCAGCUUUGCACGGUUCUUCGCUCUUCUCACGCGGUGAUACUCAGGUGCUUUGUACGGUCACACUUGGAGCACCUGGAGAUGCUCAACGUUUGGAAUCUAUAGUCGGCCCAUCAACUAAGCGAUUCAUGCUUCAUUAUAGCUUCCCUCCGUUUUCAAUCAAUGAAGUGGGGAAGCGAGCUGGCCUCAACAGGCGAGAAGUUGGGCAUGGUACACUUGCUGAGAAAGCUCUUCUUGCCGUAUUACCUCCAGAAACUGACUUCCCUUAUACUGUGCGCGUCAAUUCAGAAGUCAUGGCUUCGGAUGGCUCCACUUCAAUGGCUAGUGUCUGUGGAGGUAGUAUGGCUCUGAUGGAUGCUGGAAUUCAUGUAAGAGAACAUGUAGCAGGUGUAUCUGUAGGCCUCGUCAGUGAGAUUGACCCAAUUACUGGCGAGAUAUCAGAUUAUCGUAUACUGACAGAUAUCUUGGGGCUAGAAGAUCAUUUGGGAGAUAUGGACUUUAAAAUAGCCGGGACUCGUAAUGGAAUAACAGCGAUUCAGUUAGACAUAAAGCCUGCAGGAAUUCCACUGGAUAUAAUUUGUGAAAGCUUGGAGCCUGCUUUAAAAGGCCGUCUUCAAAUCCUUGAUCAUAUGGAGCGUGAGAUAAAUGCAGCCCGCACCGAUGAUGAUAGAAACUCCCCUCGAUUAGCCACCUUGAAGUACAACAAUGACUCUAUACGCCGUUUGGUUGGACCUCUGGGUGCCCUGAAAAGAGCGAUUGAAGUAGAAACAGGAGCACGGAUUUCUGUUGGUGAUGGCACUUUAACUAUACUUGCUAAAAAUCAGUCUAUAAUGAAUAAAGUACAGGAUAAGAUUGAUUUCAUCAUAGGUCGUGAAAUUGAAGUUGGAGGGAUUUACAAAGGUAUUGUGUCAUCAAUUAAAGAAUUUGGCGCUUUUGUCGAGUUUAAUGGAGGACAACAAGGUCUUCUUCAUAGGUCGGAGUUGUCUCAUGAACCUAUCUCUCAAGUUUCAGAUGUAGUGUCUAUUGGUCAGCAGCUUUCUUUGAUGUGUAUAGGACAGGAUAAUCGUGGUAAUAUUAAACUAUCCCUUAAAGCGACCAUUAAAAACCGUUCUGCUGAAGGAUCUGGUGAGCUAAAAGAAGGGUCUUCUCAAUUGUCGACAUCAGUUGGAGAAAAGACUAAUAGUCAGGAUAGGCUUAGUGGUGGCUAUGAACCGGUUGUAACUAGAUAUGAAGCUGAUAAAAUUGACACCUCUGCUGCUUCAGCGUCUUUUUUUAUUCGAAGUGUUGAAGAGUGUGUCGAAGAAGAAAAAUUAGCAGCUUCCGGUCAAGGUAGAACAUCUCUAAAUGAAAGUCUAAGGAAAGACUCUGUCCAUGCUUCUAAUCCUUCUAAAAAAAGAUCCACUAGUCCAAAAAAAGACUCUGUCCGUGCCUCUAAGCCUUCUAAAGAAUCUGCUAAUCUAAAGACAGACUCUGUUUGUGCCUCUAAGCCUUCUGGAAUUGAUGAUUCUGUCAUUAAAGAUGACAAUUCGCAAGGGUCCCAUCUUCGUGCAAAAGAUCUCAAACUUGGCACAGUAGUUACGGCUAUAGUUCAUCAAAUUCGUACACAUGGUUUAGUCCUUGAUCUGGGUGGAGGACUUAAAGGAAUGUAUCGGUUUGAGAAAAAUAACAAGAAGGAAGUUGAGAUAGGUGAUGAGUUGAGAGUGCAGUGCAGUAGUUUUAGUAGCAAAGGAGUUCCAGUUAUGUCACUGGUGGAAGAUAAGUAAUACACCUGAUUAUAUGCAUGGAUUAUUUUCUGAUGAGGAGCAAGCAGGAAUUUUGCGUACAGAUCACUGUUUGAGUAAGAUUGAUAUACUGCACUCGAUAAAUGUUGUGAAGUUCAUUCCUGCUCAAUUAUUUGAUUAGAUCAUCUUUGACCGGUGUGUAGGCUGCUCAUUCACUAAAGUACCGUGUUGCUUCAGGGUGAUUGUGAGGCCCUUUGAUGGCUCCUUUGGAUGAAUAAGAGCAAUGAUUAAUGUUGGUAGCAACAUCUUCCAUGUCACUUCCAAGUAAAUGGUUUUCGAACUUCACCCAAAGUUGAAUGUCAAAGUGAGGCGUAAAAUAUAAAUCGUUCUUUUGAAUUCAAUAUUGAACAUUUAUCAUUGUUCUUAAAUUAAUCGCUCCAAGUACCAUUAAGCAAUGACAAUAAGGGCUGUAAAUUUGAUUUGUUGGUUAUGUUUUAGAUAAUAAAUGAAAAAUAGGUAGAUGGGCGUGAGUAUCUGCCUAUCUGAUUAGUUCA